Messenger RNA from Lingula anatina, 2265 nucleotides. Its product is annotated as lysM and putative peptidoglycan-binding domain-containing protein 3. Lineage: Eukaryota; Metazoa; Brachiopoda; Lingulata; Lingulida; Lingulidae. The record is from RefSeq and is a predicted model, not a curated record.
AUGGGAGCGUUAGAGCAUGCGCUACAAUCUGAUUGCCACUUGUUUCCGGUGCUGAAGUUCGCUAAACGAAGUUAUGAAAAUUCGGGAAUUAAUGAAAUCACAAAUGGUUUUAGACUUAAUUUAUAUAGAGUGUAAAUUAUAGAAACGAUUCGAUGGUUUGAUUGGUCGGCUAUGUUAGUUCUUUCCAAAUAGCUCUGAAAAUAACAAGUUAAGCCGAAUGAGUGGGUACCAUCGCCCAAGCUCAAAAGGCAGCUUGUUCAGAAAGGAUCCGAGGGGGAGCUACCGGCCUCUCCCAACAGAUGCCCAGGUCCAGAAUGUGCCAGACUCCCGAGUGUAUAUAUUUGGUGAUGAUGAUGUUAAGGAGGAUGACCUCGAACAAGGCUCUGUGGAGAUGUCACAGCUCCGUGUACGGGGUGCUAAGAGCAAAGACUACCAUUCCCUCAAAGCUGAAAAUGACCAGCCCGAUUACUUAGAGAAAGAAGUAUCGGAGGGUGACACAUUACAAAGUUUAGCUUUACAGUUUGGAUGCCCAGUUGCUGAAAUAAAGAGGAUUAACAACUUAAUAAGGGACCAAGAUUUUUAUGCUUUGAAAAGAAUAAAGGUACCAAUAAAAAGAUUUGGACUGCUGACAGAACUUGUAGAACAUGAGAACAAGAAUUCAAAAGGAAAAAAAUUGACACUUGGAUCAGUUGUUAACAGAAACUCUAGAUCUGUGAUAGAAGAAGUUGAGGAAGAGCAGGAACUCAACAACGAAGACUUUGCAUUUGAUGGCAGUGAUUCAGACAGUCAGACACUCCUUGUAAGAACUUUAAGCAUAAGAGGUGCUAUGAACAGCCAAACAAAAGAAGCAAAAAAAUUCCUCAAGCAUAUGGAUAAAGAUUUGCAAAAAAUUAGAAACUCUACAAAAAGUCGAAAAGAUUCCCUCCAAGAGGUGACAUCAUAUUUAACAACAAAAACAAUCCUUCCUCUCUCAAAGAAAAUCACAAACACAAGUGAAAAAUCCUUAUUAAGGUAUGCCCUUGGUAUAGCUGUGAUAGUCUUCAUUAUGGUGCCAGUAUUGUAUUUUAUUUCAACGUGGAUUAAUGACAGAUAUGAUAAUUCCACUCAUACAGAAACAAACGGUUGAUAUAAAAUGAAUAACUAUUGGUUGAAUGGGAAAAGGUGUCAUAUUACACUUGGAUUGAUAUAUGAUAAAGCAGUCAAUAUCGGUUUUAGGGGAAUCUACAUAGGUUUUGUUAAUCAAAUAUUAAAGGGGGUUAACCUUUGAAUGCUGAGUAGCUGGAGCUGUGCUGGACAUACAAGCUCCAACAUAUAGAUCUUUAGAUAUGUGUCAUUUUAUCAGUAUUUUCUCUACCUGUGACAUGACACAUGAUUUUUCCUCAUUGAACAGCUAAGGUCAAGUUCUCAGUGUUCUUUCCCAAAUGUAUUUUAAAUAAAAAAUUAUAUACAGCCAUUAAGCAAUAGAGCAAGGCAUAUGUUUUUUCAUGUGUGCAAUUUAUCUGUAAAACAAUUCAUUCCAACAUUCUUGCAGCUUCUUUCACAUUAUUGUAACGUGUAGGAUCAUGAUUUGUCUUUGUAUGAAAGUAUCAAUUCCACAGGAUUCUAAGAAGAGCAUUGGCCAAUUGAAACCUGUCUCUUUACAGAGUUUUGAAGGAAACUCUGACAUCCAACACACUAGUUACUGUUGAUUAAGUUUGGGAUUGUCUUUGGAGGCUCAUAAAAAUAAUGUAUUAGGCAUCCAAUUGCCAAAAUGUUGCAAUUAUCUAUAUUUGUAUAUUUUUUAAUAUGUUCUCAACAGAAACGUUUCUGUUUCUGUAGUUAUUAAAGAUCAGCAAAAUAUUAAAAUUCACAUGUUCCAAUACAACGCUUGGGUUAGGUGAAAGUGUUUGUAAUAUUUAUAUGUUCAGUUUGUUUUUAAGUCUGGUCCUUGCUUGAACCUUGACACUAGAGAAGAUAAAUAUUAAGGUCUGUUUCCAUUCUGAUUGGCUAUGUCAACAUAGUUUGAUGCAGGUAGGUCAGCUUGGUAAUGAUAAAUAUGAGAUGUGUAAUAUAAAAGGGGACUUUUAUCACAGGUUUUGGUACGGAUGCCACCAUCUCUAGUCAUGUUUUAGUAGUCUUGCAUGAAGGCUUGGAUGUUUUGCCAGACCCUGUGGAAAUUUUUAUUUUAGUUUGAAUGAAACUGAAGAUUAUCCACUACUGUCUUAUUUACCACACCCACUGGAUGAUAAAUAAAUCAAACCUCAUGAAAAGUGAGUUAAAAUCUUA